Penaeus chinensis is the source of this 4522-nucleotide messenger RNA. Its product is annotated as zinc finger protein 420-like. The transcript is spliced from 9 exons. The coding region runs from base 371 to 3568 and encodes 1065 amino acids. The record is from RefSeq and is a predicted model, not a curated record. Lineage: Eukaryota; Metazoa; Arthropoda; Malacostraca; Decapoda; Penaeidae. Gene Ontology annotation, molecular function: DNA-binding transcription factor activity, RNA polymerase II-specific; RNA polymerase II cis-regulatory region sequence-specific DNA binding. Gene Ontology annotation, biological process: regulation of DNA-templated transcription.
ACCAGAGCGCCAUUUGCUACGACGAGCAAGGGCUGUCGCUGAGUUUCUCGCUGUUAUCACCAUUCUCUAUACGGACUGAGGAUGUAACUGUCUGGUGCUUCAUUCCAACGGCUAUUUAGGAGUUUCUUUGAAGAACGGAAACUGGCCAUGAUCUGGAACUGAAUUAAAAGAAGGGCUUGUUUCAUGGAAUACUUCAAAAGUUGCUAAGGUGCUCUUUCUCUCCUCAUUAUUUAAUUUACAAUUUUUCCAUUAGUCUUUUUGCUACUUGAUUUUAGUCAUUGCUAUGUCUACCCUAGGUAGGAGUAGGUGUAAAAAAAGCAUGAGCUGCUUAGGGCAGGGGCUAACCUGCAGAGGUGGGUUUUAAGAUGGAAUGGAAUUUCAUAUAAACCCGAAAUUGUCAGGCAUGGACGAUCAACUUCCUCUCUAUUUUUGGACCAAGCAAGCACAGCAGUUCCAGGCACAGCAGUUGCAAGCCCAGCAGAUACAGGCACAGCAACUGCAAGUGGAACAAGUGCAGCAAGUCCAACAGGUCCAACAAGUACAACAAGUGCAGCAGUUACAGCAAGUUCACACAGAGCCAACAGAUGGUAAAUAUACUUGUCUAGAAUGUGGAAAGACAUUCUCCAAGCGGAGCAGCUUUGAGUAUCACAAGAAGACCCACACAGGUGAAAAGCCUUUCAGCUGUGGCAUUUGUGGGAAAGCUUUUGCAAACAAUCGCAACCUUGUGGUUCAUACAAGGAUUCAUACGGGAGAAAGACCAUAUGAGUGCUCAGAAUGUGGGAAAACAUUUACACAAAGAAGUAUGUUAACUGUCCAUCUGAGAAUUCACACUGGAGAAAGACCAUAUCUUUGCAAUGAGUGUGGGAAAUCUUUCUACCAAAGUGAUCACUUAACAAAGCAUAGCAGAAUCCACACGGGGGAAAAACCAUACUCUUGUGAAGAGUGUGGAAAGGCUUUUUCAGAUAGUAGUGCUUUAAGACAACAUAUAAAGAGGCAUCAAGAAGUAGGACCUUUUAGAUGUGAAUACUGUGAAGAGCUUUUUGAUAAAAAAGUUUCAUAUGAUGUACAUAUGAUGGAGCACAAAGGGAUUAAGCCAGAAGAGUGUGAUGUUUGUGGAAAGCAGUUCCCUACCAAAGGUCUUCUUACAAAUCAUCGAAGAACUCAUUUCAAAGAAAAAGCCUUUAGAUGUGAACUUUGUGACGAAGAAUUUAUGAGAUUAGUGACUUUAAAGAAACAUGUGAAAUAUGCACAUGGUCAUGGUACGUCUGGACGUGUUCCACCAAUCUAUGAUGACAGACCAACAAGAAAGCCAUAUGGAGAAUCAAAACCUUUUAAGUGUGAUGAAUGUGACAUGACAUUUACAACAAAUGGUAAAUUCUUGGCCCACCAGCACACUCAUCGGCCAAACAAACAGUUCAAGUGUGAUGACUGUGGUAUGUGUUUUGCAAAAAGUUAUACUUUAGAGGUUCACAGACAGAUGCAUGCCAGUGCUCCCCAAGUCAUUCAGAAUGGACCAAUCCCAAUCAAUGCAAUGACUUCCAUUGGAUCUAUAACUCCAGUAUUGAGUGUGCCAGCUUCAGUGACAGUGCCACAGACAUCAAAUAAAGUUACAGCAUAUGUCAAAGUUCCACAGCGCCCAGUUGCUGUGAAGCGGGAGCCUCGCUAUGACGAUCCUCUUGCCAUGGCUACUGCUGCUGCCCAGGUGACACCAGAUCUUGUAGAAAGUCUCACUGUGCCUGAACAGCAUCAAUCAUACAAUUAUAUUUAUUCAGCCCAGGGUAAAACUAUGUAUACAAACAAGUUCCGUUCAUUCUUAACCCUUAUACACCCCAAUCCCUGGCUUGUUGUCGUGGUGGUGGGGUUUGGGAGACGGAGACUGAGGACCAAUGGAAGGGCCCCAUACUCUGACAAUACCCUUCUCUUCCAACAAUGUCUCGAAAAACAAGUUGGCAAACUUUCUUUCGCAGUUAUUCCAAUCAUUCACACCUUGUCACAGUUACAUCUGAGUCCCAAGCUUGUGCACUAUUUACUCUCACUGACCUUACAGUCCAGUGCUACACUAUUCCUCCUAGAGGCCAAUUCUGAUGCCCUCUAUGUGGCCAACCUGGAAUUCCUGAAGACAUGCAAAACUUCCCUAAACAUGACCCAUGAGAAUGCUCUGCUCCCUCACCCACCUUCUAUUCCUAUUUGCUUUACAUUCAAACUAACCUUAGAGAUAAAAAACAGCAAAAUGUCACUGCCACAACAAGUCAGUGUCCCGUCAAUGUCUGUGGCUGUGACAGUUUCUGUGGCUGUCCCAGGUGUCCAUGUUUCAGUUCCAGCCAUCAACAUAGAGGAAAAGGAUGAUCACAUGAAUGUUUACCUCUGGAAUAAGUCACAGCAGACACAAGAUACCAAAACCCAAGGAAGUGACGGCAAAUAUGAAUGUAGUGUAUGUGGGAAGGCCUAUUCCCAGAGGAGCAGCUUUGAGUACCACAAGAAAACCCACAGUGGUGAAAAACCAUAUCACUGCAGCACUUGUGGGAAAUCGUUCCUCAACAAGAGCAGUUUAGUUGUCCACAAUCGCAUUCACACUGGAGAGAGACCAUUUAGGUGUGAUGACUGUGGCCGUGGAUUUACUCAACGCAGUAUGCUGACAGUCCAUCGAAGAAUUCACACAGGUGAGAGACCUUAUUCAUGUUCAGAGUGUGGGAAAGCUUUUUACCAGAGUGAUCACCUUACAAAACAUAAAAGAAUACAUACAGGAGAGAAACCUUAUCUUUGUGGAGAAUGUGGAAUGGCUUUCUCAGAUAGCAGUGGAUUAAGACAGCAUGUGAAACGGCAUACAGAGAUGGGUCCUUGGAGGUGUGAGAAGUGUGAUAUAGUGUAUGAAAAACGUACACCUUAUGACCUUCAUAUGAUGCAGCACCGUGGAGAGAAGCCUCUUGAAUGUGAUGUUUGUGGUAAACUUUUUCAGUAUCGAUCUACUCUUGAUCUCCAUAGAAAAACACAUUUUAAGGAAAAGGUUUUUAAAUGUGAUGUUUGUGGUGAAGAAUUUACUGGUAAAGUUUUACUGAGAAAGCAUCUAAAACAUGUACAUACAGAACGAUACUAUGCCAGACGCCUUGUUGGCUGGAAUGGGGAUAACAAGUCAUCCAAACAACAGGGUGACACCAAACCUCUUAGAUGCGACCAGUGUGGUUUACUCUUUAAGGACAGUGGUAAAUUCUUGCUUCAUCAAAAAGUUCAUUGUCUUGAAAAAAGUUUCAAGUGUGAUGUUUGUGGUUUGGCAUUUGCUAAGAGUUACACACUGGAAGUUCAUAAGCAGAUGCAUCCACAUAUAUCUCCUCUUGUCAAUGCUACCAUGUUAACAGAAGUGCCAUGUCAAGAACUACAAGAAGCACCUGCAUCUGAGAUGACACUGACUCCUCUGUACCCUGCAGCCCCAGAACCUUCCAUUGUGACCCAAGAGAUCACACACAUCCCAACAGGUCAAGUAGUUAUUCCUAGCACCAGCAAGUUCCAGUCCUUCGUGAAAGUGCCCAUAAAAUCCCCAGCCAGCAAGGGCAAGCGAACUAAACCAUGGUAGUCUUUAAUUCACUUGUGAUAUCAGCGAAUGACCAAGGUUGGUAUCCUUGUUUGACUUUGGCCCAGCCUAUUUUUUUCCUUUCUUUCAUGAGUUAUGUGAAUCCUUUCAGAUUUCCUAUUCCUUUAGUAACUUUUGCCCAGUGAUUUAACUAUAAUUGCAAAUAUUUGAUUAAUCUGUGAUAAUUCAUAUUUGUUACAUUUUUAUUGUAUAAAUUAGAGAGAGCCUCAUAAAAAUGAAUUACUGUUUUUGUUGAUUAUAAUUUUUAUUUCUAAUUGUUAUUUAAUUAAAACAGUAUAAGAUGUAUAUAUGACAUUAUACCCUGCAGUUUAGUAUCUUCUAAUUGAUAUGCAAUGAUUAUAUAUAUUAUACUGACUAUGAAAAUGUGCAAUGAAUUUGUCAAUGAAAGGCCCUUUUGAUAUAACUCUGAUGUUGUUCCUUUUUCCUUUCUCUUCUUCUUAUGAAACAUAAGCAGGUUGGAAUAGGUAUGAAAAUUAUAAAUAAACAUCUGUGUAUGUAACAUAAGAUCAUUGCAGAUAUCAUGAAAUUCACAUUUCAUAAUAGACCAUUUGCAUUUAAUAAAAGCUGUACAUUAUAUGAACUACAUCAAUUAAGUUCAUUGUAUAUAGAAAAUUCCUGAUAUUUUCCAUAGAGAUGAAAGAUUUAUUAAAUCUGUUUUAUAUGCAUUUUACUUUGCCUUUACAAAUUAAGAUAUUCUUUGAUAUAGUAGAAUGUUAUAUUUGUUUCUAAUGUAUGUGUGCCUAUGCUCAUAUGGUCUCAAGCAAGAGUCCAAUACAUGUGAGUGAGUGCCGGCAUGCCAAUUUAAUUGUGUGUGAAAAGGUGACUUCUUUAUAUCUCUAGAACUUUAAUGGUGCUAUGCAUCUACAGUACAUGAAAGGAUCUUAUACAGUAUAUGUUCUUUAUGAAUAGAUUGAAAUAAAAGAUAUUUAUUAAGAA